This is a messenger RNA of Chlamydomonas reinhardtii, 5016 nucleotides long. RefSeq lists its product as uncharacterized. NCBI's taxonomy places the organism in Eukaryota, Viridiplantae, Chlorophyta, Chlorophyceae, Chlamydomonadales, Chlamydomonadaceae. Bases 672 to 4262 code for a protein of 1196 amino acids. The record is from RefSeq and is a predicted model, not a curated record. The transcript is spliced from 7 exons.
GCUGAUCUUGGCGUCGGCAACUCGGCGAAACGAGCGCUUCGCCUUUCAAGGCUACCAACAGUUGAUGAUAGCCUGGUAAGCACCCAGAUGCUGCAACUGCGGGGUAGCCUAGUUCCGUUCUAAAGAGAACACCUACACUUGCACCUACAAUGCCAUAUGGCCAAUGAAUCGGGUCGUAGGGCACACGAGCCCGGGCUCCCAUCUGGCGCUGUCAAGGGCGCAGGCCACUGGAUUCAACGACUGCAGGGCAGACCGUGACAGGAGUCUUGGUAGCCCAGAGUCAUCCCGCGUGCAGGCGGACGGAUGGUCGGAAACGGUUGCUUUCCCGCGGUGUGGGCAUUGCCGUCUUGAGCCGGGGGGACUGAUGGGGGCAGAUGAGGGAGGGGGGACGGGGUGGGGGGGGACUGCAGCACUGGAACCGGCAGGCGAAAAGCUUCAAGGCGUCAAAACAGAGAGCCCAGACCGUACUGUACAAAGUGAAGUUGUGUUUGCCGAACUGGCGCAACGUUGAGCACGUUGACAUCACAAACUGGAUCCAACAUGACAGCUCGCGACGUCUGCCUCUAGCCGCCAUUUGUAAACUUUCUGAUACGCAAGUCAUUUCAUACACCAGCACUCAAUGACAAACUGGUAGCUUGCUUCUCUCGUCCUGGGCGAACCUUCCAAAGAAAAUGGCCGACGAGCCGCUGAAGACUGUUUUCCGGCUUGACGACCUGCUGACAAGGAUAAAGGCGUCAGAACAAAGCGGCUUGGCCUCAACAAAAGCGACACCACGGAGCGCUCGCAGCCGGCGGGCCUCGUCAUCGUCAAUACUCAAUUCGCCGUCCUUCGCGGAGCACCAAACAGGCCUAAAAGCAUAUCGGGGCUUCAACAGUCCAGCACCCCACCGCAAGCGAAGCCAGGUACUCGAUGACCACGCGAAUCCGCUUUUUGAGGGGUUCCCGUCACUGGUGUGUAGCCGGGACACCCCUGAGCCCCUGGACGUGUCACCUCUGGCUCGCACGCCUGGGGCGCCGGAGGCUGCAGGGAAUGCCCCGAAGCUGGAGGAGCAGUUGCAGACUCUGCUGAACAUGCUGAAGACCGCCACUGACCUGCCCCGCGGGAGCGCGCUGGCAGAGGAGUUGGAGGCGGUGGCGAGCAAGUUGAGAGAAAAGGAGGAGGAAGCCACAGUCCUGCAGCACGAGGUGCAGGUGGAGCGCCAAAUGCGCACGCAGCUGCAGCUGGCGCUCACCGGCGCACAUGCCACCAUCCGCCAGCUCCGCGCUGCGCCCACGCCACCGCCGCGCACAGCCGGCAGCGGCGCCUCCUCCGGCCGGCGCCGCAGCGAGCCGGGGUCAGAGUCCAGCAGCAAGGGCUCGCACCCACACUCCCGUGACGGCGCCACCGCGCACAGCAACGCCAGCAGCGGCCGGUCGCUGUCGCUUGCCGGGGGCAUGGGCGGGGGUGCGAGGGGCGUGCGCGACUCGGUGUGUCGCCAACUGCUGCAGUCGCCCGCCAGCACUCUGUCCACCGUGAGCUUCGCGGCCAAGCCCACUCGGGCGGCCGGCUGCAGCCCGCUGUCGCAGCCGGACGCGGCCUGCUCCCCUAAGGAGCUGCCACUGGAAGGGCAUCCCCUGCGGCCGCACCACCACGGGCUGGAGGUGGCUGCGACCAGCCCCAAGGUACCGCAAGCACACGGCGGCGGUGCCGGUCCCGCGGUGCGCCUGGGCGCGGGCCAGCAGUCCUUAAGCGGCUGGAUGCUGACGGCCCUGGCCACGCCUGGGGCAGACGGAGGCGCGGCGCGCACCGCCGCCUGUACCGCGGCGCUGGGCCGCACCACGGCCGCAGCGCUGGCUGAGCUGCAGACACCCGCGCCGGUCGGCCGCGGGCAGGGCGCAGCAGCUGCAGUGCGCGCGGCGCUGGCCGCCACGCCGGCGCAGCCGCUGACCUACGGCAGCCCGCUGCACCGGCGCAUACAGCGGCUGCUGGCCGCGCACGGCGCCGGUGAAAGCCUGGCUCCCAGCCCGCUGAGCACCGGUGGUGCGGCUCAUGUGCGGCAGGUUGGCACCAGCGAGCUGGCUGGCAGGCAACUGGACCCCGGGCAGCUGCAUAUAAGCUCUGUGGCCAGCUCGUCUACGUCAAGCGCCUGCGCCACGCCGGCCGGCGGCCACAAAGAGUUGGGCGUGGCUGCCCUGGCAAACCUCCAAAGCAGCGUCUCUCCCUUUGGCCUCACGCUAAGGGAGCGCUACGCGCAGCGCGGCGCCUGCACGGGCGGCGUGCCGCUGCCCUGCGGCGCGCCCACGCCGCCCCCCGCGUCUGCUUGCCCGUCCCAACCCCACCGGCAACCACACCACGCGCACGGCGACCAGGCUGACGACGUGGCGGAGCUGGUGUCGCAGUUGGGCCUGAACCUGGACCUCAACGCUGUUGACGGCAUGUCGCAGCUUGAUGUGCUGGAUGAGAUUGACCGCUGGCUGUCGGCGCAGUACAUUGCUGCCAAGAAGGCAAUGCUGGCCGGCGCCGAACCACUUGCGGAGGAGGAGGACGCGGCGGGCAGGGGCGCGGCGGGGGAGGAGGAAGAGGAGGGGCUGGGGGCGGCGCUGGCCACGGCAGCAGCAUUCGGAGGUCGGCCUGUCGAGACGGCAGUGGAGACCGGCAUUCAGACGGAGCCGCUGCAGCCGACUGCUGUGGACCGGGCAGCAGUGGCGGUAGCGGAGCCGGCGCCCUCGCGGCGGGAUGCAGCUGUGGGCACCCCGGCAGCGUCGAUGCGGACCGUUGGCGCAGCGUCCCGCGCUGGAAUCGCUAACAAGAAGCCGCGUGCCGCAAGCUCACGCGCGGCCGGCACCGACGCCCAUGGAGACGAGGACGACGUCAUAUCCCCGGCCGCCGACCAGGCCAAGCGCUCGCCCGCGCGCGCCCUGCAGCAGGCCAAGCAGGCCGGCUCAGCCACGCCGCAGCCCGCCGCUGCCGCCUCGCCCGCGGCUGCGCCCCAGCAGAAGCAGGGUACCAAUGCAGCCUGGACGCGCUGGGACCAGUCCAGCGGCGACGAAACCGGCACGCCGGCGCGGCGCGGGCUGUUCCGUGACGCGGCCUCCGCACGGGCCACCGCCGCAGCCGAGGCCGAGGAGGCGGAAGCCGCCGGCGCGGGCUCCGGCCAAGCGUACGCGCAGAAGCACCACCCGCUGUCCAAGCAGAAGAGCGACCCCAGCCUCCGGAGCUCCGUGGUUGCGUCGGGCGCCGCCAUCGCCGACAGCAUCCUCCGCGGUGGAGCUGCGGCCGCGGCGCCACCCCACAAGGAGGAGGAAGAGGAGGAGGCUGGCAGCGCGCCGGCGCCGCCGCGUGGCGCGCAGCGGCACGUGGACCCCUUUGACGGCCCCUCCUCCAGUCCCGCGGCGUACGGCCGUCCCACAACGGAUGCGCGGUCCCUUCUGGCGGCGCCACACCACCCGGCACAGCAGCCGCCGGCGCGGCCCUCUGCCGGCAGCCUGCAGUUCGAUGAUGCCCUGGAACAACACCUGCGGCAGAAGCAGCUGACCAUCCGCACCAGCCACACGCAGUUGCUGGCGGGGGUUGGGGCCCCGGCUGCGCUCGGCGUAGGCUUCGUGCCCGCCGUGCCGCCGCCUGCUGCCGUGCCGCCAGUGCUGGUGGCGGCGGCCCUGCCUCAGUCAGUCAUCGCGGCCGCGCGCACGUCGCUGCAGCCAGCAGGUGUCCCGCCAGGCCACGCCCGCAGGCAGGCACCGCAGGCGUCCAUCAGCCAUGGCAUGCCCAACACCAUCUCUUCUAACGCCGCCGGCGCCGGCGGCGAGGCCACCCAGGUGCUGUUCACACCCGGCAUGGCGGCCGGUAGCGGCACCAAGGCGCGGCCCACCGGCCGCACCGCGUCGCGCCUCACACCUGAGGCUGCGCACCUGGGUGUCGCCACCACACUGCGCUUUGGCGAGGGCGACGCUGCAGCCGCCACCGAGAGCGCCGUGGAGUCUGAAAACGACAGUGUAGGCGGCCGCGGCGGCGUCGUAGGCAGCGCCAGCCCCAUGCGCGCGCUGAGCUCUAUCAGCAGUGUCAGCAUUGUGACGUCGGAGGCGGCGGCGCCUACAUAUUCCGGCAACACCUCGCGCGGGCACGGCGGCGGCUGGGGCUCGCGCAGCAAGCCGGCGGCAGCGGGGCGGGAGCAGGAGGCGACGUCGCGGCCGCGCGGCCGGGCUGCAGGUGGCGGCGGCAGCAAGCCGCUGUUUGGCUUCCUGGCAUCUCUGAAAGCAUGCACUCGCGGCAGUGAUGCGUACUAACGGCGGGGUAGAGACCGUGUGCGUGGUCAACACGGAGUCCCGGUGCCUGCAGGUGUUGGCGGGUGGCGAUGCUGGUGUAGCUGAAGUAUGUGUGGGGCGGAUGCGGUGCAAUCGGCGUAUGGCGCUACGAAAACGCUGUUUCUCUCAAGUAAUAUGCGCACCGUCCUUGUGGCGGGCAAUCUUCCUUCUUCACUAGACUUCUACAUCUGUAUGUAUUGCGGGUAGAGAGCAGUUGUGUGCGGUUGAGGACCGUGGCAUGGGCACAUGGCGCCGGGCACGAAGCGAUGGCGGUGUGGGAGCACGAAGAUUGCUGGUCAGGGGCCGCAGUUUGUUGACCUGGCAACAACAGUCCGGAUGCUGUGCAUAAGGAACUUCCGGAGCAAGGCCCUGCACACCGGAUGAAUCGAAAGGAGGAGGUGCCAUUCGUGAGGACUGAACAACAUGGGCUCGCCCUGUAGCUUGGAAUGCUUACGUGCACACCCAUCGUCCCAUCACACUCCUUGAUGCGCUAAGAGCAUGACACUGAUACCGGAGUAGGCGCCAAACGGCAACUUACAAAUGCAGAUCGUUGACAGCAUGCCACAUGAAGACAGGGGCUGGCAUUGACCGAGGCCAGUCGACAAUGUUGGAUUGUUGUUGGAAUGCUCCCCCCCUGUGUGGCAGCCGUCGUCUGGCUUCAUGCAGUAACAACAAUCCCCGUGGUGUCGUAAGUGUGUCUGUGUGUCUGAAGUGCCAGCCCCAUACAUACUCCAGA